This is a messenger RNA of Thalassophryne amazonica, 4201 nucleotides long. It is a transcript of the gene pprc1, whose product is annotated as PPARG related coactivator 1. NCBI's taxonomy places the organism in Eukaryota, Metazoa, Chordata, Actinopteri, Batrachoidiformes, Batrachoididae. Gene Ontology annotation, cellular component: nucleus. The record is from RefSeq and is a predicted model, not a curated record. The coding region runs from base 40 to 4026 and encodes 1328 amino acids. The transcript is spliced from 14 exons. Gene Ontology annotation, molecular function: transcription factor binding; RNA binding. Gene Ontology annotation, biological process: positive regulation of transcription by RNA polymerase II.
UGCGCACGCGCAGACCGGACAGGGAAGUAUGCUGGUAAGAUGGCGACGCCGUGGGGAGGAGGCGAGGACACUUUAACUGCUUGCAAUAUGGAUUUUUUCCCUUUCGACACACUAGACGAGGCAAUUGGGAUGAGCCCAGGAGAGACUCUGGAGGCCAUUCCAAGCUGCUUAGACUCCUCUCUAGUUUCCAUCUUCAAGGACACACCAGCAGUAGAGGCUAAAGGGCUGGAUGAGGAGAGUGAGGCGAUGCUGCUAACAGCCCUGACAGAGAUGCUUGAUAACGUGGAUGAAGAGAACAUAUCUCCCUUUGACACACUGCCUGACUCAGACCUGCUGUCAGGACACAAGGGCAGGGAACACUCUCCGCUUCAGCGAUUGCUGUGCCUGUCCCGUUCCCCUCCAGAGAAAAACACGCUCAGUAGCACAAAGUCACAGUCAGUUGGAACGAACCUCCCCAGGAUAAAGGCAGAUGUUAUGCAAAGAAGUGAUGGAGAAGAGGAGGAGGAGGAAGGCUUCCCUAAUCUAAGCUUAGCGACGCAACAUUCGUCUCCUGAUGACAACUUGCUAGGCAGUGAAGACUUGAGCUUUCCUCUUCCUGUCACCUUUGAGCAGGAGAGAGAUGUUUCUGUCAGCUUGAGGGACCUGGUCAGACAUAUGCACUCGUAUUGUAUGACCGUCUACGUAGAUGAUGAGGAAAGGGAGCAGCUGUUGCCGGAAGGGGGGAUCUUGCUCGAGGUUGUGGACCAGAGAGAAAAUGGAGAGACCAUCCUGGCCAUCCCAGACCUUGAUCUCUCUGUACCUCCACCGCUUAUAGAGGUUACCUCAAAAAAUAAGCAGGAAGGUUUACAUGAAGUGGACGAAGGGGUGUCUGACAGUUCCGAGCAUAUAGUUGUUGAUGAUGAAGAUCCCACAAUGAGUGAGUCUCCAGUGAAUCCUCCUGCUCCUGUGGCACCGCUGUUAUGUUCUGAUGUAAAGGAUAAUACCAUCAUUAAAAGAAAAAUGAAAACCCCCUCAUGUAGAAAACGGAAAAAGAAAUGCAAGAAAUUAAAUCAGCCCAAACCUGUUGCAGGUAAGACCAUCCAGAGUGUCUCUGUAAAGACUAAUGUGCAGGAGUCGCCCAUUAAACCUGAAAAAGGGUCCAUCAAUGAAAAAGAAGACAAAGAUUCACUGCCAUCUGUUAGUUCUGCUGAAUGCCCUUCAAUCCAUAAAAUAAGUCCAUGUGAAACUGAAAUACAAGUUGGAAGCAUCACUACAACACUAUCCCCUGAAGCAGAUGUAAAAGUUGCAACUCCGGUGGCAUCCAGACCAGAAACUAAUGCAUUAAAUGUGAGCAGUGAGCUUCACAGUCAGCCCACAAGGUUAAAUUUCCUAAAGCCAGAAAAACCACCUCAACAUUUGGCCUCAGAAUCUGAGAAGCAGGUGCACUCAUCAGCAGCUCCCUCUGCUGUCCUAUCUGCCACCCUGGUAGCUUCUGGGGCUUCAAGUCGCCAUACCGCUCCUCUUAAUGGUGUUGCAUCACAGACACAGUCCCACAAUGAUAUCCCAUCUGCAGCUCCUUCCCUUCUGGAACCAAAGUCCAAAUCCCUCAGUCUUGAAGAAUACCGUCGGCUCAGAGAACAGAAGAAGCCUGCUCUGGUAGUAAAACAACAAGACUACAGCAGCAAGUGGCCCAGUCUUCCAGAGCUUCCGAAAGAGCUUACCCCUAUCCCUAUCUUGCCCGACACCGCCCCCAAAGAUUUUCGGUGCACACUUGCCCAGAUGGCGAAGAAGGAAGUGGAGGAGGUCAAACCGGCUUGGCAGCCAAGGGGACCAGGUGCACCACCCACCCCUGAGGCACUGUUGGUGCCACCAGCCUACAUAGUUGCCCCCUCCAGCAAGGUUUCUACUGCUGCCUCUUUUCCAAAAGCCCAGCAAACAUCUGAACCUCCUAAGCCUUCUCUAGCCCACAAUCCUUUAUCUGCUGUCAGUAAAUCUGUGGAGAGUUCACCUACACAGCAGCAGGCCUGUGCCACAUCUGCAGGAACUCUUAUGUCUCACAGCUCCAUGCCACAACUUUCUUCAAACCCUGCCGUGCGUAUUCUGCAAGCAGCAGAUGGAACGUGUUCUUCUUCAGGAGACAAAGGUAGAGUCUGUGAGAAGCUCUACUUUCAGUUGGUAAAUCUCAGUAAAAGCUGUUCUAAAACCACUACAGAGGGGGUCCAAAGUCUUAUUGCUACUGUAAGUGCCUCCCUAAAGGCUGCUGCUCCCCAGACGGGGCCUGAGGUCGCUGCUCCUAUCUCAUUAAACAACACUGGCAAACCCAUGACUGUUGGCACCCAUGCCUGUGCUCCUGCUUCUCCUUCCAUGGAGUUGCAGAGUGUUAAGGCAGUCUCCACUUUGUCUGAAGCUAAAGAGAAGCCCACAGUUGCAGUAGAACACCAAAGGCCAAAGAGUCCCACACAGGAACUGAUUGAAGCUUUCACCAGUGAGAUUGGAAUCAAAGCUGCAGAUCUGACCAGUUUAUUGGAGCAGUUUGAAAAUACACAAGCCAAAAAGAAACAUUGUGUGCCAGAGGUCUAUGGUAGAGCAGCAGCUGUAGGAAACUCUGGUGUUGAAUUGGCUAAAGAGAAAACGGCUGUUGAGCGAUUGAAAGGUCUCUCCAGUUGUGCAGAUUUGACUCCUCCAGCUACUCCUCCUCACCAGAUGUGGAAGCCUCUUGCCCCUUUGGGCCUGUUGGGGAAGACUAGGGCUGCUGUGGUCUCCAAGCAAAGUCCUAGAAAAGUUAUCCAGAUAGAAGCACGGCCCCUGCCCUCAAUCAGGUCCCGACCUAUACCUACUUCUGCUGCUGCAUCUGUAUCACUUCGCCUGGCAUGCAUGGACCAUGAUUAUUGCCUACCUAACAAAGAAGGUUCCAACGAGCCAGAUGACCACUGGAAUGUCAAACAGCAAAAUAUAAUUGCCAACAAACCCAUUAAGGAACCUACUGCAACCACUACACCACCAAUCCCAGUUUCCUCUGCAUCUUUUGUCCAUUCUCCCACAAAUACUGUGUCUAUAAAAAAACAAGAACUUCAUCAAACAGAGCCUCUGGAUCACAGGACUAAUGGAACGAAGACUAGCUCUGUUCUAGAGACACCUGAUGCUUCUCCAGCUCGGCAGGAGGCUAAUGUUCCUGUCAAAGAGAGAAGCCCCAGGGGAGGGCCUUUUGAUAGGUCCUACCGUCGGCAUGCUGCUUCCCGCACACCCAGCCCUGAAUUUACUUCCAAAGAGAAGAGAAGAGGUCGUCAAAGAAGGAGAAUAUCCCAUAAUUCUCGUAGCUCCAUGUCCAGCGAUUCGGAGUCAGAUUCCCAUUCCUCUCGAUCUAGCUCUAGAUCUUGCUCUCCAGCUAAGAAAAGGUAUCGGCAUAGUCGAUCUGAAAGUAGUUCCAGCUCAUCAUCAUGGUCCUCUUCCCUGUCCUCUCGGUCUACCUCUCGCUCCCCUCGCAGGAGGAGGAGGUACUCUUAUUCUUCCUCUGGCUCUUGGAGUCGGUCUCGAUCAUGGUCUCGCUCCCCUCAGAGACGAGGGUAUUGGAGGAGAAGUAGAAGAUUGUACAGUCCUUCAUACAGGCCAGGUUGUAGUUACAGUGCAAAGAAAAAUACUGAGGACGUGCAGAGACGCAAGGAGAAGGCUAUUGAGGAGCGCAGGGUUGUGUACGUUGGCCGAAUUCGGAGCACAAUGAGCCAAAGGGAACUUGAGGAGCGGUUCUCUUUAUUUGGAGAUGUUGAGGACUGCACCCUGCACUUUAGAGACCAUGGGGACAACUAUGGGUUUGUGACUUACUACAACUCCCAGGAUGCCUUUGCAGCCAUCGACAAUGGCAGCAAGCUGCGUAAGCCUGAUGAGUUGCCAUUUGAGCUCUGCUUUGGUGGAAGAAGACAGUUCUGCCAGACCAGCUAUUCUGACCUGGAUUCAAGUAGAGACUAUGAUCCGUUGCCUUCAGGAGGCAAGUUUGAUGCACUAGACUUUGACACUUUACUGACACAGGCCCAGAAGAAUCUGAGGAGGUAAUGAAAGGCCUGCUGCAGGAGGCAGUGGACACAUCUCACAUCUGAAGUUGUGCUCCUCAUCAGCAACAUGGUCUUUUAGUCUUAAUUAUUGAGUUAGAUUUUUUUUUUUCCCCUGCAAGCUAACACCUUCUAUUGAAGUGAAGAUUUGUUAUGAAACUAUUAAAAACUAAAAAAAA